UCUAAGAAGAGGUUUAGGGAAGCCAAAUGUUCCAAAGACUUGGCAAGCAACUUGAAUUAUCUAGAGGGCAUGAAGAAGUAGAGAAGGAUUCUUGUGGUGUUGGCUCAGAUUUUGAAGCUGUCGAGUCUGUGGCGGUCAAAAAUGAUGAUCAGUCUUCUUGUGUCAAUUGGAGGGAGGGAAGAGCAGCGGUUCUGAUAUGCAUCUUUGAAGGCCAAGAAGGUGAAUUGCGAGUUAUUCUCACAAAGAGAUCCAUGAAAAUGUCAUCUCACCCAGGGGAUGUAGCAUUGCCUGGUGGGAAAGUGGAGGAAGGAGAUGCAGAUGACUCUGCUGCUGCUUUGAGAGAAGCCAUGGAAGAGAUUGGGUUGGAGCCCAAUCUGGUUCAAGUUGUUGCCACUUUAGAGCCUUUUAUUUCCCAGCACUUACUCAAGGUUGUCCCUGUAGUAGGCCUACUUGCUCGGAAAGGAGAUUUCAGGCCUUCACUUAAUACUGACGAAGUUGAUGCUAUUUUUGAUGUUCCUUUGGAGAUGUUUCUCAAGGAAGAUAAUUAUAGAUGUGAAGAGAGGGAGUGGAUGGGUCAGAAGUACAUUAUUCAUCUUUUUGAUUUCGAAUGUGAGAAAGGUGUCUUCGUCAUAUGGGGUUUAACGGCAGGCAUUCUGAUUCGUGCAGCAUCUGUUAUCUACCGGUGUUCUCCAUGCUUCAAGGGGGAUCUUCCUGACUUUCAACAGCUACAAAGAUCCUUGCUUAAUAUUCUAGCAUAA
Messenger RNA from Corylus avellana, 758 nucleotides. RefSeq names its product nudix hydrolase 15, mitochondrial-like. The record is from RefSeq and is a predicted model, not a curated record. Gene Ontology annotation, molecular function: coenzyme A diphosphatase activity. Lineage: Eukaryota; Viridiplantae; Streptophyta; Magnoliopsida; Fagales; Betulaceae. Gene Ontology annotation, biological process: coenzyme A catabolic process.